Molecule: messenger RNA, 2247 nt
Organism: Ruditapes philippinarum (Manila clam)
Lineage: Eukaryota; Metazoa; Mollusca; Bivalvia; Venerida; Veneridae
Product: MORN repeat-containing protein 1-like
Cellular component (GO): cytosol
Source: RefSeq, a predicted model, not a curated record
UGUCAACAAACCAUUGUGUAGAUAAAUGCAAUGCACCAUUUAAAUUACAUCUAAAGUGAUCACCUGAAAAUUUACUAUUGUGUUUAGACUUUUACCGCUUUGUUAAUAGUGAAUUAAGAGAAAAUGAAAAUUUGAAUUAAUUUUCAGUUUUCAUUGCCUAUUUUCUAAAGGAUUACAUAAAAAUAGUUUCAUGAUUUUGUGAAGAUAGCUUAAUAUAGAAAAGACAAGCAAAAUGAUGGGAAAAGUGUUAAAGAAAUCAAAGACAAUGUCACAGAUUGACUUGGACAAGCCAAUAAUUAAACCUCAUUAUUAUCCCAUUUCAAAAGCAGGAAUUUUAACAGAACGAAAUGAAGCCAAUAGAGCAAAAGUUGGAAUUGUUAAAAGGAAUACUAUUGCUAAUAUUAAUGAGGAAAAACUUCUGAAAAAGUUAAAGCAUGACACUAUUGUGGAGAGAAAUGAAUCUGAAAGUGUUAAUAGUAAAAAGGGAAAUGAAGUAAAACAAGUUAAAGAAGGAACAGAUAUUGGAAGUUUAAAAACAGACAGGAGUAAAGGGGAGAAGAAAAGUAAUAUUUCAAAAAGGGAAAAUACUGAAUUGAGUAUGAAAGAUAUGAAAAAGAAUGCUGGUGUUGUUAAUGAAGGCGAAGGAUCAUAUGAAUAUGACAACAGAUUUUUCAAGUAUGAAGGACAAUGGAAAAAUGGCAAAAAACAUGGUUCAGGAAAAUUAGUAUUUUUAGAUGGAAGUUAUUAUGAGGGAACUUUUCAAAAUGGUGAGAUUGAAGGGUUUGGCACACGAUACUUUGCAGCAACAGGUUGCAAGUACCAGGGCCAGUUUAAAAAAGGAGAACUUCAUGGCAAAGGUCGUAUGGUUUGGCCCGAUGGCUCCAUUUACGAGGGACAAUGGGAAAAAAAUCAACAGCAAGGAUUUGGAAUGAUGAAGUCAGCAAAAGAGAACUGUAUAUACAAGGGAACAUAUCGUAACAACAAGAGACAAGGUCGUGGAAUGAUGAUAUAUCCCUUAAGCAGCCUUAAGACGUUACGAAGUAAGGGAGAUAAGUAUGAAGGUGACUGGGAGAGUGACAUGAGACAUGGUGUUGGUGAUAUGAGAUAUGUGGAUGGAACUGUUUAUGAGGGCGAGUUUGAAGAUGACAAUUUUAAUGGUGAAGGUACUAUGAGGCAUUGCUCUGGCCUCGUGUACAAUGGCUGCUGGGUCAAUGGAAGUCCAACUGUUUUACCAACAAAACUAGUCAUUGUAAAUUCUACUGGGAAAGAACCGGUAGAAAUCAUACUCGGACAACCAUUUGAUAUCCAUGUGAAAUGUGUAACAGAGAGUGGAGAAGUUGUUGAAGUUGACAGUCGGAGAGAGUUACGCAUCACUGCAGGAUUUAAACAUAUCAAAGCAAAGAAAGGCACAGCAUUGUUUGAUCUAAUAGAGGAAUAUGAGGAGAAGCCAAUGACUACACCAUAUUACGAAGUGCUACAAUACCCACUGACAGAUUUUAUUAUAGAGGAGGAUGAACCUGAUGAAGAUGAGCCCGAGGAACUCAGGGAAGAGAAUGAAGAUGUCAUUGAUGAUGUAAAUAAAUUAGAAUUUAAUAUUUCUCGUAGACCAACCCUUGUCAGUAUGAAUAGUUCAUUAAGCUUGAUAAGUGCAACUGAAGAAAAUGGUGAGAAUGCUAUAACAGAACAGUUGGAGGAGGGCAAGGAAGAAACUGGUAAAGAAAGUGUCAUGUCAGAGACCGCACAGACAGAACAAAGAUUAGAAAGUGCCUUAGAGAGACAAACAAGUAUACCAGAAACACCCAUGUCUGGUCUUACAUCAGUUACUCCAGCUUCAAUGCUUGAAAGCUCAUUAUUAGAGAAAGAUUCACGCCCAUUACCACCACCUGUGUCCAAUAAACGCUCAGAAAAGGGUGAAUGUGAGUGGAAAAACAUUCAGCUUGCUCAAGCCCCUCCCAGGUUCCCGCCUUUUGUUGCUCUUGAUGAAGAGGAAAGGAAACUUAGGGCUCGUCAAAAUAAACAAGAUGUAACAAUAGGUUACAGGAAAAAAAGUGUUGCUGGCAUGUUGGAGGCAAAGAGGUUGAACCGUGUAUCACAUGAUGAGAGGUACGCGAGGAUCGGUGAAUAUGUUAUAAUGGUGCAUGAUGUUACAAACCCACCAUUCAUGGGCAAAACUUUAGAUCCAGCCUUUAUAUUAAUGAAAUUGAAAAAGCCUAAGAGGGAAAAGAAACCUAAAGAAGUGAAACCAAA